AUGACGUUCUUGAAAAUCUUGGACAUGGUUGUCCCGACUCCGUCCGCGUUGGUGCGGAUGACGAUCCUAGUCGUCAUCCUCCAGGUGACGAUCGCCUGGGGUAUCAUGACGAAGACCGUUUUCACCGAGGGCACCCCGGUCACGAUGGCGGUCAGCGAACAGUCGUCGUCCACCGGCAUCAGCACCAGGGAGUUCCCCUGGGCGUCCAUCAUCUGGACGCUGAUCGCGUUGAUUUUGUCCGCGUUCUCGGGCAGGGAUAUCGUUAUCGAUGUCAUGGCUCACUUCUAUGGAUUGUCCGAGCGUUGCCUGCGCACUGCCGUACAAUUAGCCAAGACAAGGCAAGUUAUGAUGUCCGCGAAGCACAAGGCGCAGCUCAAGGCGCUCAAGAAGAAGCUCCAGGUCAAGUGCCGAAUGGUGGAACUGGCGUUCGUUUUGGACGUCCAAUCGACUAACCUUCAAGCCCCGUACCGACAAACGAUUAAGCCGCAAGACAAGCAGCUGUUCACUCUCCACCUCCAGUUCAGCGACCUUCAGCGGUCGAUCGCCGCGACCGUGAGGGAUUUUUCGCACUACAUGUGGUGCGCUGAAAGAAGCAUCGACUCGCUUGCCGGCGCCAAUGCCCUGCUCGAGAACAGACUUGCUUGCUUGGAGGCAGAUGCGCAGACUGGCCACGACCUCUAUGACCAGUUUCGAUCCGACUUCCUCUGCUCUCUUCGGGACGGAGAGACGACGCUCAGCCACANGUUCAGGCUGUGCGGGUGGCACGCGCAGACUGGCCACGACCUCUAUGGACAGUUUCUAUCCGACUUCCUCUGCUCUCUUCGGGACGGAGAGACGACGCUCAGCCACAAGGAUGCGGAGAUAUCCUCUCUGAAGCAGGACAACGCUCAGCUCGUCAAGGUCAAUCAAGACAAGGACGAGGAGAUCAAGCUCCUGAAGGCUCAGCUGGCUAUACAGUUCAAGCAGCCUGAGGAAGGUCAGCACACAUGUGAACGUGUUGCCGAUGUGGACAACGCUCAGCUCGUCAAGGUCAAUCAAGACAAGGACGAGGAGAUCAAGCUCCUGAAGGCUCAGCUGGCUAUACAGUUCAAGCAGCCUGAGGAAGGCGAAGCCAACGCCCACACCGACGUCUCCACCGAGCUGCCCAGCCCCAGGGGGUUGAUCGGCGAAGCCAACGCCCACACCGACGUCUCCACCGAGCUGCCCAGCCCCAGGGGGUUGAUCGGUACCAGGUGGGGAAGCGCCGAGAACGUCCCGGGUGUCUCGAGUUUCCAGACCAACAAUAACCACUCUGUCUUUACCGAUUCGUCUGCCGCUACGAUCGCCACCGCCGCUUCGGGGACCUUCGUCUCCAAGGCCACCCGUUCGGGCACCAGUCGGUCGCCACAACGACCUACCUGGACACCGCCGCCGAUGACAAGGCGGCGGCGGAGUUCCUGA
Ectocarpus sp. CCAP 1310/34 is the source of this 1440-nucleotide messenger RNA. Lineage: Eukaryota; Phaeophyceae; Ectocarpales; Ectocarpaceae. The record is from the annotation of a GenBank genome assembly.